CAGGGGCGGACUGACAACUCAUGGGGCCCCCGGGCAAUAGGGGAUCAUGGAGCCCUUGUGUCCUUGCCCAAACUCAAAAAAGCCUAUGAAAAAAAAGGUACCAGGGGCAUCUCAUGGGGCCCCCUACUGACCCUGGGCCCUCGGGCAGUGUCCGAGUUUCCAAAAAGUCAGUCCGCCCCUGGGGAGCAGCUGUGGUGCAGGAACAAAAGGUGGACACGCAACAAGCAUGGUCUGCUCACAUUACCAAGCAUUUUCCUCUUCUUUGGUGAGAGCAAAGCAGGUUUAUUUUAUUUUAUUUUU
Molecule: messenger RNA, 300 nt
Organism: Staurois parvus
Lineage: Eukaryota; Metazoa; Chordata; Amphibia; Anura; Ranidae
Source: the annotation of a GenBank genome assembly